This is a messenger RNA of Abrus precatorius (Indian licorice), 696 nucleotides long. RefSeq lists its product as uncharacterized. The transcript has a single exon. Lineage: Eukaryota; Viridiplantae; Streptophyta; Magnoliopsida; Fabales; Fabaceae. The record is from RefSeq and is a predicted model, not a curated record. Bases 1 to 696 code for a protein of 231 amino acids.
AUGGUUCUACAAACUCUAAGAGAAAAGAAACUUUAUGCUAAGCUAUCUAAGUGUGAGUUUUGGAUGGCUGAAGUGAAGUUUCUUGGACACGUAGUGUCCCAAGGAGGAGUUUUUGUGGACUCCAACAAAAUAGAAGUCGUACUAAGUUGGGAAAGGCCAACCACAGUCACUGAAGUCAGAAGUUUUCUGGGUUUAGGUGGAUAUUAUCGAUGGUUUGUAAAAGAUUUCUUUCAAGUGGCUCUGCCUUUGACGAAGUUAACUAGGAAAAAUGCUCCAUUUGAGUGGACACCAGAGUGUGAGCAGAGCUUUCAAGCAUUGAAGAGAAAGUUAACAACGACUCCCGUGUUAACUUUGCCAGAUCCUCAAGGACCAUUUGAAGUCUACUAUGAUGCCUCCAAACAAGGACUAGGAUGCGUACUAAUACAAAAUAAGAAUGUGGUUGCAUAUGCUUCCAAGCAAUUGAAACCACAUGAAAGGAAUUACCCAACACUUGACCUUGAGUUGGCAGCCAGAUCCAUUGUAUUUGACAAAUGGACCUCGUCAUCACCAUCGUCAUCUACAUCUUCACUCAGUUCACUACUUCCCUAUUCUCCUUCAGAUUCAAAGUCACCAUUUUUAUUGUUGACAUUUAUCCAUUCUACCUCUCUGUUUGGGACAGUGCUUACAUAUGCAUCCUCAUCUUCUCAUCAAUGUUAA